Messenger RNA from Uranotaenia lowii, 2317 nucleotides. RefSeq names its product probable proline--tRNA ligase, mitochondrial (gene ProRS-m). Gene Ontology annotation, cellular component: cytoplasm; mitochondrion. The record is from RefSeq and is a predicted model, not a curated record. The coding region runs from base 97 to 1425 and encodes 442 amino acids. NCBI's taxonomy places the organism in Eukaryota, Metazoa, Arthropoda, Insecta, Diptera, Culicidae. Gene Ontology annotation, biological process: prolyl-tRNA aminoacylation. The transcript has 3 exons. Gene Ontology annotation, molecular function: ATP binding; proline-tRNA ligase activity.
UUGUGUGUAAGCCUUGUUUUGAUUCGCGAUUCUGCAGAAUUUUUUUUUGCUGGAACCAUUGUAGUAUUAUGAAUUAAAUUAUUUGCCAUAUUAAAAAUGAUCCGGUUGUCCAAAAUAUUUCAACCUACGCUGGUCAAACCUAAAAAUGCUAUUGUCAAGAAUCAAGAUAUAACAUCCAAAAGCCAACGGGUAAAAUUUCACCAUCUUCUGCUCGAACAGGGCCUGGUCCGGCAAGCUGGAAAUGGAACGUUUUAUAUGUUACCCCUGCUGCAGCGCUCCCUUCAAAAGGCGAUUGAUCUGAUCGAUGGUUUUAUGCAACAGCAUGUCGAAGCACAGAAGCUAACUCUACCCAUUUUAACGUCAGCCGAUUUGUGGCGGAAAAGUGGUCGACUGGACAGUGCCACCGGGGAGCUGAUGACCACCAACGAUAGACACGAUAAACUGCAGAUACUGGGACCGACCCACGAAGAAAGUAUUACUGCUUUGUUGGCGGCUAUUUCGCCGGUUUCGUACCGCCAGUUUCCCCUCAGGCUGUACCAGAUAUCAACGAAAUUCCGAGACGAAAUGAAACCCCGUUUCGGGUUGCUAAGGGCUAAAGAGUUCAUCAUGAAGGAUUUGUACACAUUCGAUGUAGGUCUAGCGGAAGCUCGCCGCACGUACGAGGAAGUUAACGAGGCGUACGCUAACAUAUUCAAUGCAAUCGGCGUACCGUUUGUGCGCGUUAGUGGCGACACCGGACUUAUGGGCGGCUCUAUGUCCCACGAGUAUCACUUUCCAAGUGACGUCGGUGAAGAUCAGCUGGUACGUUGCGACGAGUGCGGUAUGAGCUGCAAUCAUGAGCUUUUUCACACUGUUAAAAUUUGUGAAAAGUGUAAUCAUAAAAAUGUUGUUCGGCAAAUGGGCAUCGAAGUUGGACACGCAUUUAUUCUUGAGGACAAGUACAGUAAAGUACUGGGAGCAAAAUUCUUGAAUGAAACUGGUAAACCAGAAACUCUUCAGAUGGGUUGCUACGGUAUUGGAGUAAGCCGGUUAGUUGCCGCAGGUGUCGAAGUUUUAUCAACAGAAAAGGAUAUCAUUUGGCCUUUCAAGUUGGCUCCAUUUAAAGUUUGUAUAAUACCACCAAAAGUCGGUAGUAAAGAGCAGGAAAUUGGAGACCGAUGGCUCAGAACGAUGUAUGACGCAUUAACGACUAUUCCAAACCUACAACCAGAUAUAGUUGUCGAUGAUCGACCAAAUAUGACAAUUGGAAAACGUCUCGUCGAUGCCAAGAAAACAGGUUUUCCUAUAGCCGUUGUGAUAGGUCCUAAAGCUGUUCGAGAAACCAACGCCAUAUUCGAAGUUCACCACCUAGUAAAACCUAGCAGCUCGGAAUUGUUUUUUUCCGAAGCCAUCAACGAAGUUAGAAGGAUAUGUGAUAAUAGUUGAUUAAACUUUUCGCUCAAUAGAUUACAUUAAAGUGUUCAAAAAUAAACUAAUCUCUGUUAGAAAAUAAGUUUUGGCCAAGAAAGCUAGUAUGACGAUGACAGUUGACUUUGUUCGGGAGCAGUUGCUUAUAACGGAAUGUAUCUGAAUCAGCGACACAACAAAGUACGUCACGACAAGCGUGAUGUGGAUGGCCAUACCAGAAUCUGUAGAAUUCUGCUUCCAAAUGAUUAUAGGAACCAGGAAAAAUUUAGCGAUGCUUGCCAGAAUAACGCAUUGUAACAGUGCUAGUGGGUAGGACUUAUCGCCAUCCGGUCUCGUUUCAAUUUUAUGCAGUAUUUUUGUUAGAAGAUGUAGGAAAGCGUAUAGUAACACAGUACCUAAAACAUUGAAGAAAUAUUAUUGUUUUUCCUAUACAUUCUCCAAAAGACUCACCUAUCACAAUGUGCAACGUGGAUACGUAGAAGCCCUUUUCGGCUAAAAAUGGAUCAGCUUGAUCCGAGCGAUAACGCACGUUUGUGAAUUUGCCGAAGGUUUCCGUCCACAAACAGUACGCUUCGAGAAGGGUCAAAAUAACACCUAUCUUCCACAGGUUUUUGCAAUCCGAAUUGUACAAGAUGUGCCUGUAGGCUGCCUUGGACAGUAGAAUCAGAUCAAUCAUUAUGAUGAUCACUUCGAACUCGAUGUAUUUAUCUGCUGGUUGAUUACAAUUUUCCUAGACAAAAAGAAAAAAUAAUGCUCUAUGAUACUGAAGAUAAUUUUUGCUAGUUAUGUUUAAAAAUAAUACUUACACAUUCAGUUAUUUUGAGCACCGUGGAACUGAUUCGUCUAUACAAUUCCGGAACCGGCUGACCACAGUUAAUACAAACAUACUGCUUAUUAUCGAGUUUUGAUU